Molecule: messenger RNA, 1631 nt
Organism: Glycine soja
Lineage: Eukaryota; Viridiplantae; Streptophyta; Magnoliopsida; Fabales; Fabaceae
Exons: 5
Coding region: 1-1455 (484 amino acids)
Source: RefSeq, a predicted model, not a curated record
AUGGGGAAUCAUUUCUCAGUGCAACACAGUCGCUCCAUGGUUAAAUUUGAGAGUGGCUACAAUGUGGAAACACUUUUCGAUGGAAGUCAGCUCGGAAUUGAGCCACACUCGGUGAAAAUAUCUCCAAAUGGUGAAUUUCUUGUACUGGAUUCUGAGAACAGUAACAUCUACAAGAUCUCUGGCUCAAUGUCCCGAUAUAGCAGACCCAAAUUGCUUGCAGGAUCAGCUGAAGGGAAUAUUGGACACAUAGAUGGGAGACCUAGAGAAGCUAGAAUGAACCACCCUAAAGGGCUUACAGUGGAUGACAGAGGGAAUAUUUACAUAGCAGACACAUUGAAUAUGGUCAUCAGAAAGAUCAGUGAUGAAGGGGUUACCACCAUUGCAGGUGGAAAAAGGGGAUAUGCAGGAGGUCACGUUGAUGGUCCAAGUGAGGAUGCUAAGUUUUCAAAUGAUUUUGAUGUAGUUUAUGUUUGUAGUAGUUGCUCUCUUUUGGUGGUGGAUUGUAGUAGUUGCUCUCUUUUGGUGGUGGAUAGGGGAGACCAUGCAAUCCGAGAGAUCCAACUCCAUCAAGAUGACUGCACUAGUUAUGAUGAAGAUGACAAUAGUUUCAACUUAGGAAUAGUGGUGCUUGUUGCUGCUGCAUUCUUUGGCUAUAUGUUGGCAUUGCUGCAGUGGAGGGUGAGGGCUUUGUUUUCUUCUUCGGAUGAUCCAAGAGCUCCAUCAAGGAAGAAAGGAGCACCGUUUGUAGCACAGCAAACGCAAAGGCCUCCUCCUCCUACUACUAAGUCAGUCAGGCCUCCUUUGAUUCCAAAUGAAGAUGAAUUUGAGAAACAAGAUGAGGGCUUUUUUGUUUCUCUUGGAAGGCUAUUCCUGAACUCUGGCUCAUGCAUGACAGAAAUUUUGGGGGGUUUGUUCUCAGGAUCCAAAAGAAAAUCACUGCAAUAUCAUCAGUAUCAGCAGCAGUAUCAGUAUGCUAACAGACAUCCUAAUGCCUGGCCCAUGCAAGAGAGUUUUGUCAUUCCAGAUGAAGAUGAACCUCCUCCUUCUAUAGAAACUAAAACACCAACACCUAGAGAAACCUAUACUAUCCUGACCGAAGAGCUGGAAAAACCACAGCUCAAGCCAAGUAGGGGUUACUUAAACUGGUGGGAGGGUGGUGAUUAUGAAGAACAGCAUCAACAACUUCAACAACAGCAUCCCAAGUUGCAACACCAACAGCACCAACAGGUCAAGCUCCAACAUCAGCACCAAGUUCACACGCGCUAUUCUUCCACCCCUCAAGGUUAUUAUGAGCAGAACUGCGAGACAAAUGAGAUUGUGUUUGGUGCAGUUCAAGAGCAUGAUGGAAGACGAGAAGCCAUGGUGAUAAAGGCUGUAGAUUAUGGGGAUCCAAAGUACACUCACCACAAUAUCCGCCCAAGAUUAAACUAUGUCGCUUACUCUAAUGGUUAUUGAAGAUUAGUGAUGAUUUCAUAGCAUCAAAGUGAUAGAACUUUGCCAAAAAUAUGAACAGAGUCACAUUAGUCUUACGAUCACAAAUCAAAAUCAUAAGGGAGAGAAAGAGAGAGAGAUAGGAAGGGAGAGGGCACACUAGUCCUGAAAAUUUUCUUUUCUUCUGAGAGAAUGUUGUA